AUGGCUGACAAUCUGAUUCAAAAGUCACAUAAAACUAGCGAAAAAAACAAGUAUAACAACGUUGUUCAUCGUACUACGAGUGAAUCUCUUCGACUAAAUGAGUCUGAGAAGGGAGUGACUCACCCGACGAGUCUUCAAUCCGCCCAUAACCCAAGGAAAAUAUCUUCCUUUCAGAUUACGAGUGUGACUGUUGGGUCUCGGGUGAGCACUGAUGCAGGGGAGGACUCCGCGGACGAUCUAGACGAAUCUCACACCGAUGACAUCUCAAGGGUGACCGACAUAGAGAAUGAAACGCCGAGCUACUCUGAAGACACCUUUUCGAAAGACGACGUUUUCUACAACGCGUCAAGUGCAUCGCUAGGUUGUGCGCCCGUCAUUCCGACCAGUUCGCAGUACGGACUCGCGAUCGUCGGUCAGGACGCUAACACCAAUCAAGUAGGAGGAGCUGUGCCAAAUAGUAAUAACACGGAAGUGAAUGACAUGCACGUCAGUGUCACGAACGCCGGAACAGGCAGCAUCAUCAAUCUUAUAGGCAAUUCGAAGCCUCAAGAAGGCAUGAAGGAGAUCCAAGAACAUGUCAGGAACGAGAGGUUUAAAGUUGUUAAAAUUGAAAGUACUGAACCCUUCCGCCGCGGCAGAUGGAUGUGCAUGGACUAUUUAGAUCACACUACUACACAACAAAACGCCCCAAUCACUUUGAACAAUAAUUUGGAUGUCACAGAAACUAAUGCUCUGCAAGCGCCCGACAGUGGAGUUGUUAUAAAUGAUAGUCAACAUGAUGAUAUGUGUAAUGAUUUGGCAAAUAAAGUGCCCAAUGAUCAAGUGAGUGCUCCUAUUCAACAAAUGGAUCAAUGUGUGCAGAAACAAUUUCCGAUGGCUUCUCCUGGCCAAUCACUUACUCAACCCAUUAAUAUGGCCCAGCAACCGAUGCCUGUCACUCAGUCAGUUUCUGUACAGUCUCCACCAUUAGAGAUGCCACAACAAAUGAUUAAUCAGAAUAUGCAAUCAAGCCAACAAGUGGCUCAACAACAUCCUCAAAGUAUGACACAUAUCACUAUGCAGAAUGCACCACAAAGCCAUCAACAGCCUACUCAACAGCAGCAGGUUCAACAGAUUCCACAAAGUUUUCCACAGCAUCAACUGCAGCAAGUUAUUGCACAGUCCCAAAGUAUGGCAAUGCAACAAAUACCUAUGCACCAACAAAUGCCGCAGCAAAUGCAGCAAAUUCCUAAUCAACAAAUGCAACAAAUGGGUCAACAUUUGCCUCAAGCUCAGAUAACUAAUAUGCAAAUUCAGCAACAGAUACCACAAAUGCAAGGUCUGUCUAAUCAGGGGCAACUCUCUCAAAUUCCGGGCCAGCAGCCACAAAUACAACAAAUGCAGAUGCAACCUAUGCAGGGACAACCAAAUCCACAACAAAUUCAUCAAAUGCAACAAGCCCAGAUGCCUAAUAUGGGUCAGGGACACCAUCUUCAAGGUCAACAAGCCAUGGGACCUCAGCAAGCUCAGCUGCAGCACUUGUCUAGUCAGGCACAAAUUCAAGCACUGCAGAAUCAACAGAUGCCAAACCAUAUACAGCAAAUGCAACUACCAACCCAGCUAGCUGCAACUAAUCAACAAAUAUCACAAAUGCAAACCCAAAUGCAUCAACUUCCAUCACAGCCCCAACAAUCUGUGGUACCAGGAAUGCAUCCACAAAUGCAGCAGCAAGGAAUGGCUGUACCGCAACCACAAUACAACCAAGCGGUCAACCAGCAGAGUAAUGCCCAGUCAAUGAUUAGUGGCAGUCUUCCAUCAUCACAGCAACCUAUGGUUCAAACACAACACAAUGUUCCUCAAUACCAUACACAACAAUCUCAGAUGUCACAGCAGGGCCAGACAUUGCCACAAGAGGUGCUGACUAGUAUUGUAACAUCACAGCAAGGUGCAACUCUUCCUUCUAAUUUGCAACCGAUGGCCUCGCAGCCACAAGGAUCGACCUUACCAGCUAAUCUCCAAAGUCUAACUGGGCAACAGCAGGCUCCCGUUCACACUAUGGCCCCGCAGCAGACUAAUGUACCACAAGGAAAUAUACAGAUUAUGAGCGCUGCACCACAGAAUAUGCAGAUGACUUUAGAUGGAAAUCAGGCAGGCAUGCAGAUGCCGGCCUCCGAUCCAAUUUAUAUGCAACCACCCAAUGUCGGACAACAGAUGCCAACACAUAUGACCCAACCGCAAACCAUGCUGCAGCAACAGGUCAGCGGCCAGCAUACAACACAGAUGGGUGGUGUGCAAUAUGUUCCUAAUCAGACAGUGCCUCAAGUGUCCAUGGCACACCAGAACAUUCCGAUGUCUAUGCAGCAGAGCAUGCCGGUGGGAAUGGGCGGAGGAGUUCAUGCGAGUGUAGUGCAAUCUCAGACGAGCAUGGGUCUGGGUUAUGGGGGUGUGGUGCCAGUAAUGUCACAGACUAGCGUGGCGCCAGUCGAGGCGACCGUUUCGGGGACUAACUCGCCGAUAGUGUCGAUGCCAGUGAGUUCCACCGCGUACGUGUCUAACGCUCCCCAGCCGGGACAUGACAGUCAGGGUUUCGGCAGCCCAGUGAGUGCGGUGGUGUCUCACGCCAUUAGUGGCUCGGUUGUGAGCAAUGUGAAUGUGAAUUGUGAUAGCAGUGCACCAGAAACAGUUCCGGACGGAAUGCAGGCUGGCGACACCGGGGACGGUAAAGAGGACCAGCAACCAGCUGUGCAACCGGAUGAUGAAAGCAUCAACGGGCUGGCGCUGGCGCUGGGAGGCAGCGGCACCGGCAGCCCUUCAGCACCGGCUGAAGCACGCGAUUCAACAACGACUUCCCGCGCCCCCUCACCACCGCCUUCCGAGAGGCAACAUCAUACAAGGUAG
Danaus chrysippus (African queen) is the source of this 2877-nucleotide messenger RNA. The record is from the annotation of a GenBank genome assembly. Lineage: Eukaryota; Metazoa; Arthropoda; Insecta; Lepidoptera; Nymphalidae.